AUGUGCAGCAUCAGCAGCAGAUCUCGCGCAGCAGCAGCAGCAACCCGAGCGCAGCAGCGGUGGGUCGCGCUGCAGCAGCAGCCCCAGGAGCAGCAGCAGCGGCAGCAGCAGCUGCUGCUGCGGCUGCUGCUGCUUGUCAAGCGAGGACAGCAGCAACAGCAGAUGUUAGUGCAUAUAUUUAAACACAACUGCAGCAGCACCCACACGCAGUGUGCAACAGCAGCAGCAACAACAAUAACAGCAGCAGCAGCAACAGCAGCACUCAAAAUGGAGCAGCAGAAACAGGAGCAACAGCAGCCGCAGCAGCAGCAGCAGCAGCAGCCGCAGCACGUCCGCACCCGCAGCAGCAGCAGCAACAGCACAGACACAAUGCAGCGGCUGCUCUUCGACCCUCUCUCCCCUCACCCCCUCAUCAUCCUUACCGGUGCAGGCCUUAGCAGCAAGAGCGGCAUUCCUUUGUAUCGCAAGCAGAGCCCGAAGCAGCAGCAGCAGCAGGAGCAGCAGCAGCAGCAGCGGAGCAGGCGGCCAUCCAAGGGGAAGCACCAAUCACUGCCGUACUCCAGACCAAAGCAGCAGCAGCAGCAACAGCAGCAGCAGCAGCAAGAGCAGCUCGCAGCAUCUUUGGGUGUAUGGGGAGCUUUCUCCCCAGACAACGCAACACUGGAGAUAGCAAUGGCUUCCCCCUCAGACUGGCUAUGGCGCUUCUGGUUUGCUGCACAUCCUCCUCAGCUGUACGCUCGCUGCUUCCCUUCCUUGUCUCACUUCUUGUUGGGGCUGCUGGUGCUGCAGCAGCCGCAGCGGCUGCUGCUGCUGACGCAGAAUGUGGAUAACCUAGAGCGAUAUGCGGUGCUGCUGCUGCUGCAGCUCUUCGCUGCGCCUCUGUCUGGUCUCCGGCUUCUCUCGCUGCAGCAACAGCCGCAGCAAGAACACAAGCAGCAGCUGCUGCUGCAGCAGAAGCAGCAGCAGCAUCAGCAGCAGGGCUGUCUUGUAGCCCUGCAGAAGUCAUAUCGCGCUGCUGUACAAGCUGCUGCGCCAUCAGCAGCUGAAGCUGCUGCUGCUGGUCCGGAAGCUGCUGCUGCUGCUGCGGCAGGAGCAGCAGCUGCUGCUUCCGACUUCCCUCUAAACAACUCUUUUUUUGUACUGCCUUGGUCCGUGCCGCUCCACGAGCUCCAUGGCAAUGUCUUUUUCUUCAGGUGCAUGCAGCAGCAGCUGCUGCUGCAGCAGCAGCUGCAGCAGCAGCAGCAGCAGCAGCAGGCUGCCGUGUGUCCGUUUGCGUUCGAGGCAGCGCUCCAUCACUCUCAGGUAUUGUGGGUUGCAGUGAAUCAAAGGGAGGCCCCCCUCUUAGGGUCUCCGUUUGCUGCUGCUGCUGCUGCAGCACCAGCAGCAGCAGCAGCAGCAGCAACAGCAGCAGGGGGUAUUGUGCGUCCUCUGUGCCCCUGCUGCGGCAGCGUUUGUCUACCUCUCUGUCUCCUUUUUGAUGAAUGUCUCUUUUCUCCCCACAAGGCCUUUGCUGCUGAAGGCCUUGUACGAGCAUUGCUUCUUGCUGCUGCUGCUGCUGCUGCAUCCGGCAGCUGCGGCGCUGCUGCUGCUGCUGCUGUUGCAGCGGCUGCUGCCCAAGGCCUCUAUGACCCCGCGCACUUGCUGCUGCAGCCAGAACGGCAGCAGCAAAUGCUGCUGCCUCAGCUGGCGGCGCUGCAGGCUCCGCUCCUGCGUGGCUUGCUGAAGCAGACUCCUGUUGCUGCUGAGAAUGCAGCAGCAGCAGCUGCUGCUGCUUCCAGUGCUGCGGUUGACUCAGAGGCCUUGUUGCUUCAGAUAGCUGAGGAGCCCCACAGAAGCUCCUCUAAUUUGCUGCAGCAGCAGCAACCCCAGACAGGCAGCAGCAAAUGCUGCAACAGCAGCUGCAGCAGCAGCAACUGCGGCUGCGUUGCUGCUGCUGCUGCGUAUCUUACCUGUAUUGGCGGCGCCAGGUGUAUCUGUAGCUCUUGCCGCUCCCCACAGAGCUCGCUGCUGCCCUCCGUCGCAGCAGCAGCAGCAAGCCCUGCUGCUGCUGCUGACAGCGUUGCUGAUAUUCGUGACGCUGCUGCCGCAACCUCUGUGUCCAGAGCGAUCAGCAGCAGCAGCAACGGCAGCAGCAGCAGCAGCAACGGCAGCAGCAACGGCAGCGGCAACGGCAGCAGCAGCAGCAGCAGCAACGGCAGCAGCAAGAGCAGCAACAGGAAGGCUUGGGUGCCUGGUGCGCCGGCCUUCGCUUUGCUGCUAGGGACUUCGCUUAGCACUGGCAGCAGCGACUGGCUGCUGCUGCUGCUGCAGCAGUUUGGUGGCAGUGCAGCAGCAGUAAACAACGGCGAAGGGCAGCUGGAUGUUUGCUUCGACUUCUAUUUGCAGCAGCAGCAAAUAGUAGCAGAUGCAGGGAAAGCUGUUGUGCGGUCCGCCCGUCUGCUGGAGCAGCAGCAGCAGCAACAGGAGCACGAAGAGGAGCAGCAGCACUUAGAGCAUCACGCACCGCAACACUGCACCGACAACAGCAGCAGCAGCAGCAACGGCGGCAGCGCGCCGCAGGCAGCGGGUUCAGCAGCAUCUUCAGGAGCAGCAGCAGCAGCAGCAGGAUCUGCAGCAGCAGCAGAGCUGCGAGGAAGUUUGUCUGUUCUGGGGCGCCGCUUUGAGCUAGCAGGAGCAGCAGCAGCAGGUGGUGUUGCUGUUACAAGCCGCAGCAGGAAGCUGCGGCGGGUGCGUGAAGAUCUAAAUGAAUGGCUGCUGCGGCUCUGCCCUUUCGAUUUGCUGCAGUGGCUGCAGAGACACCACACGAGGCUUCAAGAAGCACACAGAGAAGCUCUUGCUGCUGCUGCUGCUGCUGCUGCUGCAGCAAGAACAAAGAGCCAUGCGAAUCCUGAAGCUGCAGCUGCAGCUGCAGCAGCAAAUGCUGCAGUUGUGAAGGCAGAAGCUGCCUCUAGUCAGCAUACCCCUGCCGCUGUUGUUGCUGCUGCAGUGCACCAAAACUUAUGA
Molecule: messenger RNA, 3003 nt
Organism: Eimeria acervulina
Lineage: Eukaryota; Apicomplexa; Conoidasida; Eucoccidiorida; Eimeriidae
Exons: 4
Coding region: 1-3003 (1000 amino acids)
Source: RefSeq, a predicted model, not a curated record